CUCUCUCUCGGCUUCGUUUCAGUUCUCGAUCGGUUCCUGUGCGACCGCGAUAAUCGCUCGAAAUCUGUUUUCUCGAUCGGUUCCUUCCUUCCGGUGCUAACAGCCCAAUUCCCGUCUUCUCUAGUAGUAGGAGUAGAAGCUAUUAUUGUUGUUCCUCCUCCUCAUCCUAAUAUGCUAAAUUAUCGCCACGCGCCAAGGUUAGUUAUUAGGUUUAUAAAGAUAUCGGCGAGGGUGGAGAAGGCCGCAGGUUCAGGAAAAGCAGAGCAUCGCAUACACUAUAGCAUAGUGGAAAUACAGGUUGAGCCCUCCAUAUUUUUGGCUUGCCUAACCUAGCAUACGAUCUGGGUUCAGGCACAGAAGGACCAUAUCAGCUUCAUGCCACUCCGAAAAAAACUGCACUAGUUAUGUUUCAGUUCAGGAAAAACAGAGUACAUGCGUUUCAUCAUUCAUGAGUGCUGCUUCUAUGGUGCUCUAGAUUGGCUAGAUUCUCCAGGUUCAGACACACCAGGGCAUCUCGGCCUAACCAUUGGAACUCUAGAUUGUCAUAAUUUCUUUCUCCAAAAGAUUUACACGUUUCAGACAGAGAACAUCGGAAGUGUCGCACCAUUUUACUUCUUUCUUGUGCAUUGACUAGUCUACCGUCUAAGUUUAAGGUACUCAGAAGGUUGGGUGAUCCUACCCACACCACGUAAGUCAGAAUAUAGGCCAAAUAACUGGUGACUCUAGAAAUAACUGCUGACUUUUGCCGCUGAGAAAACAUGUAUGACCAAAUAAACCUCAUAUUCACACCAACUUUCUCAAGGACCAUGCAUCCUUAGAGUACUUUUGAAAACGAUUUAGGAUGCUGCCUGUCAGUCUUGCGGAUGAGCUUUACCACUGACCAAACCUGGCAUGCUAGUUCUCAUCUGCAACAUGUUCCAAGUGGUUACAAGUUUGCAGCCUAGUUUUGCGUGGUCACUACAUUAAUGACGAGGCAAGCAAAGGAGGUGAUUAAAACUCUGAAGAAGCGUCUUCAACACAAGAAUUCAUCAGUUCAGUCUCUUGCAUUGACGCUGUUGGAGACUCUGGUGAAAAAUUGUGGGGAUCAUGUGCAUUUUCUGGUUGUAGAGCGCGGUAUAUUGCAAGAAAUGGUCAAACUUGCCAAGAAAAAGGCAAAUGUGCAAGUGAGGGACAAAAUUUUGACACUCCUUGAUUCUUGGCAAGAAGCAUUUGGUGGGCCUGGUGGGAAGCACCCUCAGUUCUACUGGGCAUAUUCUGAACUUAAGCAAUCUGGUUUAGAAUUUCCUAGGCGCUCACCUGAGGCAGCAACAAUAUUCGCCCCUCACCUUCAACCAGGGAUCGGGAGUCCAGCCAAUUCAUCCUUGAGAGCUGAUGGGAUGAUUUCAUCAAGUGGCUCUCCUCUGAGUUUGUCAGAUUUGCAACGAAUUUUAAGUGCCGCGGAGCUACUAAGUGAGAUGCUGAGAGAAGUGGAUCCAAAUGAUCAUGAGGCUGUGAAUGAUGAAAUUAUCGCGGAACUUGUGAACCAAUGCCGGUCAUACCAGAAAAAGAUCAUGAGUUUGGUUAGUUCAGUGAGUGAUGAGGACCUCUUGAGCCAAAGUCUCGACUUAAACGACAGAUUGCAAAUUCUGCUUUCCAAACACGAUGCAAUUGCAUCAGGUUCCCCUCUACCGGGUGAAGAAACGGAUGUGUUGAGUGAGUUGCCCAGAGGGAUCACUACAACCCCUGCAGCAACAGUUGUUCCCGAAACUGCCAUUGUACCAACUUUUGUCUUGGAUGAUGAAGAGGAAGAGGAGGAAGAUGAUGAGUUCUCUCAGCUGGCUCGCAGGAAUUCGAGAUUCAGGUCAGCAAAUGAGAAGAGCGCCUCUUCAGGUGUAGGCGCAUCAUCGUCGUCCACGCAGGAUGGAACAGCAAGCUCAGCAGCUUCUGUGACCACUACAUCAUCACCAUCUACUUCAAGCAGUGCAUUAGCAUUGCCUGAUCAUCUAGCUCCUAUAAGGACUUCUCCAGAAGACAAGAUUAUGAGCGACCUCCUUGCGCUCACCAUAGUGUCAAGCCCAUCACCUGAACCUGCCUUGCAUCCUGGUGGUUCCCCAACCAGUUAUCAUCCACAGCCUCAUUAUGCAGACCCACAACACACAGCUGCAGCGCACAACAGCUACGUCGCUCCUUGGGCUCAGCAUCAACCUCAAACUGCACCCAUUAAGCAGCAGCAGCAGCAGCACCAACCACCACCUCAACCACAAUUUUCUUACAACCCAUCUCCUUACCCGCCACCACCAUGGGCCCCUCAGGACAACACCGAGUCAAACCCUUUCGUGGCAUCUUCAUCGCAGCGACUUUCUACUUCUAACUCGCCUCUUAAAGUACCGCCGAACAUGAGGCCCCUACAGCAAUCGCAAUCUUUUGGCGUACCGCUUCGAAGUGCCGCGUCAGAUUCACCGACAAACAAGAGCCUGAAGCAACCCAUGUCUGCAGGGUCUCGCCGACCGUCUUAUGUUCCUUCUAACAAGUUCUUUGAUGAUCUGCUUGAGAGAAAUGCGGAUGGUACUCUGAAAACGAGCAGUGGGGUAAUUGGAGGCACAUCCAGUCCAUACAAACCGUAGUGAUGCUAGUGGAAUCAAUAUACAGUAUGAAGGAAUAUCUGUCCUGUGGUUCAUACAAACCAAUAAACCGUAGUGAUGACAGCGGAAUCAAAAUACUAUGAAAGACUUUGCAUUGUUUGUCUUGAUAACUGCUACAAUUUCAAAAAUACGAGCCAAUAAACCAUGGUGAUGCCAGUGGAAUCAAAAUAUGAAAUUUUGCAUUGUUUGUCUU
Triticum aestivum (bread wheat) is the source of this 2814-nucleotide messenger RNA. Its product is annotated as TOM1-like protein 6. The transcript is spliced from 9 exons. The record is from RefSeq and is a predicted model, not a curated record. NCBI's taxonomy places the organism in Eukaryota, Viridiplantae, Streptophyta, Magnoliopsida, Poales, Poaceae. Gene Ontology annotation, molecular function: phosphatidylinositol binding; ubiquitin binding. Gene Ontology annotation, biological process: protein transport to vacuole involved in ubiquitin-dependent protein catabolic process via the multivesicular body sorting pathway. Bases 966 to 2603 code for a protein of 545 amino acids.